GGAGUUCCCACCUUGUCCACUGAUUAAGGGGAAAAACAGAGGAAAGCUGAAGGUUAUCAUAUUGAUGUCCAUUGUUUUACCAGCAACGCUUCUGGUUCUCGGUGCAUUGUUGUUAUAUUUCUUGGUAUAUCAUAAAGGAAAAAGAAGACUGGUGGCCGGAUUCUCUAGCAUGCCUACAAGAGUCGACAAGCUCUUGCGAAUUUCUUACCAUGAACUUCUUCGUGCAACUUCAGGAUUUUCUCCAGAAAACUUAAUUGGUUCAGGAAAUUUUGGAUCUGUCUUCAAAGGAAGGCUAGAAAAACAUGGCAAUAUGCUUGUAGCGGUCAAAGUUCUUGAUCUUCAAAAGAACGGAGCUUCUAAAAGUUUGAAGGCCGAGUGCAAAGCAUUGAGAAAUAUUCGCCAUAGAAACCUCGUUUCUAUCGUGAGUUAUUGCUCCAGUAUUGAUUCCAAGGGUGAUGAAUUCAAAGCUCUAGUCUAUGAGUUUUUGGAAAAUGGAAAUCUGGACUUGUGGCUGCAUCCUGCAGAGACAACUGAUCAGGCAACAAGCUCAAGAAGUUUUAAUCUUCUUCAGAAGCUAAAUAUUGCAAUUGAUGUAGCUUCAGCAUUUCAGUAUCUUCACGACCACUGCCAAGCAGAGAUUGUUCAUUGUGAUCUAAAACCAAGUAACAUUCUUCUUGACAAUGAUCUUGUUGCCCAUGUGGGUGAUUUUGGAUUGGCAAGGCUUCUCCCGAAACCCGUAAACACUUCUUCGGAGCAAGGAACCAGCAGUACUAUUGCCAUAAAAGGAACAAUAGGUUAUGCAGCUCCAGAGUAUGGAAUGGGUCUUGCGGCAUCAACUCAGGGGGAUGUCUACAGCUACGGCAUUCUUUUGCUAGAAAUGAUUACAAGAAGGAGGCCAACAGAUGAUAUAUUCGUUGGUGACCUUGAUCUACAUAACUAUGUUAAUGGGGCUUUGCAUGAACGAGUUUCUGAGAUAGUGGACCCGUUGCUUUUUCUUGAAGGAGAUGAAAACAGAAAUAUGACUCCUGGAGGGAAAAAUAGCAAUGGUGGAAAAGAGAUGGAGUGCAUUAUUUCCCUGCUGAAAAUUGGACUUAAGUGCUCUGCAAGAUUACCAUAUGAUAGGAUGCAUAUGAAUGAUGUUGUCAGAAAAUUACAUCUCAUUAAAGAUGUUUUCCUUGGUGUCAGAGUGCAUCAAGAAAAUCUUGAAGCUUAAUAUCUGCAGGUAUACUCAAGCAUUUAAUACAGCCCACAAGUUGAAGUCCAUUUUUUCUAUAUUAGGUAAAGUAUUUUAUUCUUGACAUAAGCUUGCAAGCAAACUCGUUCUACCAGUCAAAAUCUAUUCCAGUCCAAACCAAAAAAAAAAAAAGCAACAGCUAUGUGUUGUGCUUACAAGCAUGGAAAAAGAUGGCUUCUCAUACUAAUGCAUGAAUUCUUGAUUUGCAGCUGCUUACAGGUCUGAAUCUCCAAGCUGAAGUUGUUAAUGGGGUGAGCUAAUGAAGAAGACACCUUUGGCUUUUUA
Molecule: messenger RNA, 1519 nt
Organism: Coffea arabica (coffee)
Lineage: Eukaryota; Viridiplantae; Streptophyta; Magnoliopsida; Gentianales; Rubiaceae
Source: RefSeq, a predicted model, not a curated record